CUCCUCCUUUCCUCUUUUCUUCUCAUUCCCUCCCUUUUGAAGUAGUUUCCUCUCUCAUUCCUCUUUCUCUCUCCUCUCUCUCUCUCUCUCUCCUCACACUCUCCAUUAAUCUCUUCUCUUUCUCUCUCUCUCUCUAAUGGCCUCAGCAGAAGAAGGCCCAGAACCACUCAAAUACCAGACAUGGGUUUUGAAGGUCUCCAUCCACUGUGAAGGAUGCAAGAAGAAGGUGAAGAAGGUGCUCCAUUCCAUAGAAGGGGUGUAUAAAACGAGCAUCGACGUGCCGCAGCAGAAGGUGGUGGUGACGGGGAACGUGGAGGCCGACGCCCUCAUCAAGAAGCUCCUCAAGACGGGCAAGCAUGCCGAGCUCUGGCCCCAAGAACCCCAACCCGACGCCACUUCUGCAGACUCCCCCGGCGGUGCCAAGAAGAAGAAGAAGAAGAAGAAGAGCAAGAACAAGAAUAAGCCCAAUGCCGCCGCCCCCGCCGCUGCCGCCGCACCUAAACUCCCCGCCGCCAAUGAGCAUGGCGCGGAUACGGACAACGAUGAUGAUAACGACGAUGACGGUGAUGACGGCGCCGCCGCUUCGUCCGCAGAGGAAUCAGAUAAGCCCGACAAAGCUGACGGCAAGGACCAGCCGAAGCAGCCCAAACCAGACGUCGGCGGCGGCGGCGGCGGCGGCGGAAAGAAGAAGGGAAAGAAAGGCCACAAUGGCGGCGGUGGGGCUUCGGAGGGGGCGGUGGCAAUAAAAGGUGGUAAUGGUGGUGGCGGCGGUAAUGGAAUGGUGGAGAAUCAUGUGCCGGCGUAUGUGGUGAGCUACAGUGCUGUGCGGCCGAGCGCGAGCCGCGGUGCAGCGUACUACUUUCCGGGGACGGCGGCGGCGCAACAGAGCGGCGGCAGCGGGUACGUCUACUGGACUGCGCCGCCCGUGACGGCGCCGCCGGAUUCGUAUUACUUCUUCAGCGAGGAGAAUGCAAAUGCGUGCGUUGUAAUGUGAUAAAGAGGAGAAGAAGAAGAAGAGGAGGAGGAGGAGGGUGCCGGGGUUUGUUUGUUUGUUAGUAUCUUCCGUUUGUUCUUCCUCUCCCCCGUGUACGAGUGUUGGUGUAGCAGCCGAAGUGUCGUUUGGGUUAAUCGAUCGCAUCACCUUGGUUCCUAA
This is a messenger RNA of Ananas comosus (pineapple), 1153 nucleotides long. Its product is annotated as heavy metal-associated isoprenylated plant protein 36-like. The transcript has 3 exons. Lineage: Eukaryota; Viridiplantae; Streptophyta; Magnoliopsida; Poales; Bromeliaceae. The coding region runs from base 137 to 994 and encodes 285 amino acids. The record is from RefSeq and is a predicted model, not a curated record. Gene Ontology annotation, molecular function: metal ion binding.